Molecule: messenger RNA, 372 nt
Organism: Fusarium fujikuroi IMI 58289
Lineage: Eukaryota; Fungi; Ascomycota; Sordariomycetes; Hypocreales; Nectriaceae
Product: related to SPT4-transcription elongation protein
Exons: 3
Coding region: 1-372 (123 amino acids)
Biological process (GO): positive regulation of DNA-templated transcription, elongation; chromatin organization; mRNA processing
Cellular component (GO): DSIF complex; nucleus
Molecular function (GO): zinc ion binding; RNA polymerase II complex binding
Source: RefSeq, a predicted model, not a curated record
AUGUCGACUUCCAACUACGUCUCUACCGGCCAAGCGCGCUACCUACGAGCAUGCAUGGUCUGCUCUGUUGUCAUGACCUACGCCCGCUUCCGCGACGAAGGCUGCCCGAACUGCGAAGAGUUUCUGCAUCUUCAGCACUCGCAAGACCAGAUUGAGAGCUGCACCUCCCAAGUCUUCGAGGGAGUCAUCACCCUCGCAAACCCGGCCAAAUCAUGGAUCGCACGGUACCAGCGCCUUGACAACUAUGUUCCUGGCAUGUACGCCAUCAAAGUGUCAGGUCAACUCCCCGACGAAAUUCGAUCGACGCUGGAAGACGAGUAUAGAAUACAGUACAUUCCACGUGACGGCACAGAGGCGGAGAACGAUGCAUAG